Balaenoptera ricei (Rice's whale) is the source of this 704-nucleotide messenger RNA. It is a transcript of the gene PIGBOS1, whose product is annotated as PIGB opposite strand 1. Lineage: Eukaryota; Metazoa; Chordata; Mammalia; Artiodactyla; Balaenopteridae. The record is from RefSeq and is a predicted model, not a curated record. Bases 315 to 479 code for a protein of 54 amino acids. The transcript has 2 exons.
CGGGAAGGGCUAACUUGGUUACGCCCACGCCCGCGGCUGGUCCCUGUGGCGCAGUGCUGCGUGUUCAGGCAACGCUUCUGCGCUUCGCCACGGACUCGUCCCUGCUUUCCAGUCUACGUUUUUUUCUCGAGGGAUUGUUGCCCUCCUUUGGCUUCGUGGUCUCUGCGGCUGGUGGUCCGGAAACUGCUGAAAGGAGCCGGAUCUCACCUCUGCGAGGGCAGGCGGGAGGCGGCGCGGAACCAGAGCAGAACGGUCAGAGAUCUGAAGAGAUUUCCUGGAAACCACCCUUGCACUGUGCGGUGUUUGUUGAAAAAAUGUUUGGAAGAUUGACUUUUCCACAACUGCUUUUUGCUAGCAUCCUUGGAAUUGCUGGAGGAAUAUAUAUUUAUCAACCAAUAUUUGAACAGUAUUCCAGAGAUCAGAAGGAAUUAAAAGAAAAGUUGAAAUUGGUACAAGACUCAGAAGAGAAGAAAAGUUAAUACUACAUGGAGUCGAACUGUAAUUGCUUAAAGUUCCAUUGAAAUUAUACAUUGACUAUAAAUAAUCUAGUAAAAAGUUAUCAAAUGUAUUUUAAUUGUAAAUAAAUCAUAGAUAAUGAUUUUAAAUUAGUUUUGAAACUAGCACUGUCAAUUUUAAUGUUUCCUGUAUUUUUAUUUGCCAUUUUAUGUCUUUUCACCAGGACAGAUUAGUACUUUUAAGCAAAA